GGGGGGAGCCUCCUUAUUUUCUUUCGAAGAGACGCGACUUUUGGCAUCCGUUUCUAACUCGUUAGGUUGUGCUCCUAAGCAUCCAUGUAUAUAUUCUAGGCAUUCGGUUCCUCCUAAAAUCAACCAUGGAUUCUUCUCCUAAACCCCACCAAUCAAUUCCAUCCAACGGUUUGAUUCAACAAUCCAACGGUGUGAUUUCAGUCAAGAAAAAGAAGAAGAAAAACAAGAAGGAACACUCAAUUCUUGAAUCAUCCAAUCAUCAUUUAACUCAAGAUUCUAGUUCUUUGUCUUCGACAACAUCAGCGACGUCGCAUUGGGGUCUUAAAAGUGGAGGCUUUAAUGUUUCUAAUCGGUCUAGGAACCCUAGAAAAGGGUUGGGUGGUUUUGUGCGCCCAAAUCAGAACGAUGUCGUUGGGGCUCUUGCACUUCCUACUGGAAUGGCCAUUGCUGCUGUGCUCUCUCAGGUACUGGAACAAAAAGAUGCUGCUGAAGAUAGGAUGUCCGUUGAUCAUCUUUCUCAGAUCUUCACCUUGGCUGUUGGAGAGUCUGUAUUCAAUGUUUUCGGGAACAAAUAUGACUGCUUUGUCCAAAACUUUGAGAAGUCAUUUCGGAGCACCUUGAUGACACUUAGAUUAGUCAAUGAAUCCUCUCAAAAUGAUGUAGGAGAGUACCUUAGAGAAUCAAAAACGGAAAAGUGUUCUGAUCCCACUUCAAGCAGAUAUUUGAGCAGGAAAGAAAAUUCUGCUCGCCAUACCCGUGAAAGUCGAUCAGAAGAAGUUCUAAACUUCAUUGACAGUCAGGGAGAACAGAAUACAUUGAAAGAAGACUGUGUCAACAAUCAGGAAGAACUGAAUACAUCUGAAGAAGAUGAAGUGAACACGCAGCCAAAUCUAUUGAGUCGCGCUCUUAGCCUGCAUGAUGGACAUAUGAACCAGCAGUUGAUGUAUUCUUCAAACACUAUGCCUUCUUUUGUGGAAGGAACCAUGCAGAACACACUGGAAAGAUCUGUUAUGGAGCAAGCACGAUCUAAUGAUCUCAAGGCAUUUGAGAUUGGUCUCAUCAUGAAAAAGAUGCAUUUGAAAGAAGCGCAGAUAGCUCUAAAUUCUGAUUCAAAUUUUUUGGAAAGGUUUAAGUUAUCAAUGGGUAUAUCAAAAGCAUCCUUUAAAGCUGAAAAGUUCGAAACUGAAUUAAAAGAUUCUAGACAUGCUGAUCUGCUCAAAACUUGCAUCGACUGUCUUGUUGCUGGUUUGCUAAUCAUGUUGGCUGCCCUAGCUUAUGGAACUUAUGUUUUUUCUCACCAAAGGCUUAUUGAAGCUACUGCAUCUUGUGAAUAUGUUCCAAAAUCAAAAUCUUGGUGGAUCCCACAGCCAAUGUCAUCUAUUAGUUCAGGACUCCAUACCCUGAGGUGUCAGGUUCAAGUUGUAUUCCGUAUGCUGUUUGGUGUUUUGAUGAUUCUAGCAAUCACCUACCUUCUCCUGCAGCGUUCCGGAACGUCAAAGCAGGCAAUGCCAGUUACUUUCAUACUCUUGCUGUUAGGAGUAGCUUGUGGUUUUGCUGGAAAAUUUUGCGUUGAUACAUUGGGAGGCAGUGGAAAUCAUUGGCUAUUUUAUUGGGAGGUUCAAUGUUUGUUGCAUUUCUUCUCAAAUAUCUGCACCCCAGCUUUAUACAUUAUACUUAAUGGGCCCAUCAGCGUGACUGAACGAUCCAAAAGUAGUAGAGUCUGCCCAUUUUGGAUUAGACGAUUCCUGUUUUAUUCUACUACACUUGGAGUUCUGCCUCUAAUUUGUGGCUUCAUUCCGUUUGCUGGCCUUGGGGAAUGGAGAGACCACUUCUCUUCGCUGAUUUUGGAUCGUUAUUAGAUCGAAACGGAACCACCUAAAUUGCAAGAUUGGGUUUCCUGUUAUCAGAAAAAUCAUGUCAGAGGUCAUUGUUGUUUUGAGGUAUCUGUUUCUGUUGUAAAUUAUAAGAUUUUGUUGCAGUCAACAAGAGAGUUCUGCCCCUAUAAUGGAUAUUUAUUUUAGUGAGGUGUGGCAGAAUUAGAUUAAGCUGUAUACUGCCUAUGCUGUAAACGGGGAUGGAUUUGUCGUGUUGGCAACAACUUCAUCGGCCGUACUGGUUUCAUCACCAAACUUUAAAAGAGCAUCCUAAGAUAACAAUCACUUGAUGUAACAAGUGAUGUGGCAUCUUAGGUACUCCCAAGGAUCUCAUCAUUCUGCCAGAGAACAAUAUGAAGUUGUGAGUGAAUGUGUUGUAAUUAGGAAAGUAGAAUUGUAUGACCUUGUAACAAGUUGAUUGUUGAAGCUAAUGGUUAUGCAUUGUUUCAAGUUAA
Daucus carota subsp. sativus is the source of this 2329-nucleotide messenger RNA. Its product is annotated as protein CPR-5. Bases 126 to 1859 code for a protein of 577 amino acids. Gene Ontology annotation, biological process: trichome morphogenesis; defense response; leaf senescence. Lineage: Eukaryota; Viridiplantae; Streptophyta; Magnoliopsida; Apiales; Apiaceae. The transcript is spliced from 5 exons. The record is from RefSeq and is a predicted model, not a curated record.